Messenger RNA from Dermacentor andersoni, 2234 nucleotides. RefSeq lists its product as uncharacterized. The record is from RefSeq and is a predicted model, not a curated record. Lineage: Eukaryota; Metazoa; Arthropoda; Arachnida; Ixodida; Ixodidae.
AAAAUGGCAGCCUUUGUUUACCUGUGAACAGCUGACAGCCUCUAGCGUGUCCGUCUGAACAGCUGACAGCCCCUUGCGUGUCCGUAAUUGCGGCCCCGCCCCCGUCAGAUCAGGAUUGAGGUGAGUAACUAUUGCUCGUGUACUGCUUGCAUUGUCGUGUGGUUUUCGCUGCAUGUCUGACGUGUGAUAAUUUCUUCUUUAGGAAGGGCCAAGAAGAAUUAUCCGUAGCCCCCGAGGUCAAACUUUGCAACAUAGUGGAUCGAGAACUGUCAAGGCAUUUUCCAUAGGGCACCGCCAUGACAUAACGAUAGCUUCGUCAAAGUUAUCGCUGCAUCGGUAAUACUUCCUGCACUGAUACGCUCCGAGAAAGAAACUGCUACAACAUUAAAUGGCUACUGGAGGUGGAAAAGUGGGUGGCGUGGACAGCCGCGUCCUCGACGUCCUUAUGAGGACAGGAGGGGUCCUUGUUUCCUCCCCUGAGUGCUUCCCCGAUAGCGAGGACGAGGCAAGUUCAGAGGAAGCUGCAGGGCCCAGCGGUUCCCGCAGACAUCCACCAGCGACAACUGUUUUCGUGGUGUCGGGCCCUGCAGCUGUUGCUGGGCCAAGUGGCCUUACACAGCCACCGGCUACGCCCCAGGUGCUGCGGCCUACCACCCAGGUGCCGCGGCCUACCACCCAGGUGCCUCAACCAACCCCGCAGGUGCCGCAGCCAACCCCGCAGGUGCCGCAGCCUACCCCCCAGGUGCCGCAGCCUACCCCUCGAGAGCCACGGGCACCCCGUAGACAGCCCAGGCAGCAGGAACUUGAUGGUGCUGUGAUGACGGCUACUGCCGCAUACGUUCGCCAGAGCCAGUUGGAGGAAGCCAGAGUUCAAGAGGACACCCGCUUCCGCUAACAACUGCUGGAGCAAAACUGGCAGCACCACGAGGCCCACCUGCAGAGCCUGCGGCAGCACCACGAGGCCCACAUGGAGAGCCUGCGGCACCUCGGGGAGGAGGUGGCGGGAAUGCGGGAAGUGCAGUCGCAGCGCCUAGAAGUGCAGCGGCAACGCCUCGAAGUGGCACGUCGUUCGCACGAGACCAACGAGCGCCUGCUUCAGCUGCUGCUGGCUGCACUGGGGCAUGGUGGCAGCCAAGCCCCUCCCCCCUCUCAGGCCCCACAUAAUUAAAGGAUGCAAAGGUAGCAUAGGCAAGGAAUUUGUAACUUAUCUUAAGAUUUGCUGAUGUAUUAAUGAUAUGAAGGGCAAAUAUUGCUAGUUUGCAAAUAAAUAAUUGCUGAAGUCACCCUUUAAUGCAACCAUGAGUAGCAUAGCCGUUGCAGCAUGAAUUUUUUCUUCAAGGUUUACUUCAGCCAUAAGAGCGUGCACACCAUCUGGCUCACCUGCAAAAGUGCCUGUAGGCCUGGUGUGUGCGGGCAUUCCGACUGUGGCGCUGCAAUUUUGAGGUGCCUAGUUAUUGUCAUGUCAAUUUAAGCACGACGCCACACUGCAAGUGUUCUACAAUUUAAUCCUUGUCAUCGAAUGGUGAAUUUUCAGGCCUUACUAUAAUGUCGAAAGCAACCUGUCAAUAUACACAGCAAAAAAGAAAAAAGUUAUGAAAAUUCCUUGCCUAUGCUCCUUCUUUUCAUUUGUAAUGUUUAUUUUUUGUUUGUUGCAUAUUUGUUUGUGUCGCUACCUACUGAGCUGGAAUGUCUCUUUUCUUGCACAUCUGUCUCAUUAUCAAACAUUUUGUUGUCAUUCAGUAAUCUUUGAGGUUGUGAUACAUUGUAUUUUAGCCCUUGUGGCGCAAUUUGUGUGUAAUAUUUAUGCAGUUUGUCUUACUGAAUAUCAUAAUAUGGUGCUAUGGCUCUUUCAGUUUCAGAGCGCCACAACAGCAUGUUCCUUUCACAUGUAGUGAUGUACCUAUACAUUUCGCUGUGAUAAAUAUUCGGUUGGCGUGUGAUUUAAGCACCCGCUCAUUUCUGUUUCUGGUGCAGUUUAAGACAGUUGUUAUUACUGUGUACUUGUGCAGUGUACAACAGUUUUCUUAAACGAUGCAUGCCGUUACCUGUGAUAUAUUAUGAUACAAGAACAAUGUGAUCCAAUAUUUAUUCCAACGUGUCUGUGAUAUGUUGCAUAAUAUCUCUACUACUGAGUACUCAUGAUUCUCACACUUCUUCAAUGUAGAGACUGUCGCAUGUGAUGUGUGCAUAAACAAGUGUAUGUUGAAGGCUGAAAUACAGAAAGGUGCAGUUUU